UUAUCUGUUACAAAGUGACACUUCUUGUCAUUUUAUGCUGCGACUUCAACGAUGGCAGAUCCGCGCAUCAGACAAAUAAAAAUUAAAACCGGCGUCGUAAAACGCAUCGCGAAAGAAAAAGUAGUUUACGAGAAAGAAGCUGAGCAGCAGAGGAAUAGAAUACAGAAAAUUAAAGACGAAGGGCAGGACGAACACAACAUAAGAAAACAGGAGGAGGUCCUUCAGGAGUCCCUUAUGAUGGUCCCUGACUGUCAGCGGAGACUCGCAAAAGCUUUUCAAGAUCUUAAGAACAUAUUAGAAACCGAACAAGAUCUCAAAGAACACGAAGACUACAUUGCCGCAGAACUAGUGUUAAAAGACGCCGAGAGCCAGUUACCGGAGUCCACAUAAACUUAAUUUUAAUAUAACUUUUAAUAUUAGAUUUACAUAAAAAAACUAAUCAUGUCUCAUUA
Melitaea cinxia (Glanville fritillary) is the source of this 452-nucleotide messenger RNA. RefSeq names its product tubulin-specific chaperone A (gene Tbca). The record is from RefSeq and is a predicted model, not a curated record. Bases 52 to 390 code for a protein of 112 amino acids. Gene Ontology annotation, biological process: post-chaperonin tubulin folding pathway; tubulin complex assembly. The transcript is spliced from 2 exons. Lineage: Eukaryota; Metazoa; Arthropoda; Insecta; Lepidoptera; Nymphalidae. Gene Ontology annotation, molecular function: beta-tubulin binding. Gene Ontology annotation, cellular component: microtubule cytoskeleton; cytosol.